This is a messenger RNA of Empidonax traillii (willow flycatcher), 2054 nucleotides long. It is a transcript of the gene ESPNL, whose product is annotated as espin like. Gene Ontology annotation, cellular component: cytoplasm. The annotation marks the transcript as partial. Gene Ontology annotation, biological process: actin filament bundle assembly. The record is from RefSeq and is a predicted model, not a curated record. Lineage: Eukaryota; Metazoa; Chordata; Aves; Passeriformes; Tyrannidae. Gene Ontology annotation, molecular function: actin filament binding. The transcript has 5 exons.
GGCCAGGCCGCGGCCGCUGCCCCCUGCCCGCUCUGCCGGGAGCCCAUCGGGGCCAUCCGCCUGCUGCAGGGGCAGGACGGCCGUGCCGGGGUGGCCCCACGUCGCCGCCAUCGCCACCUGCAUCCCUUCGUUCUGCGCUAUCGGCAGGAGGAGCAGCGGCGGCAGGAGGAGCAGCAGCGGGGUCCUGGAGGUCGCCGUCACCGGAGAUUCUCCGACGGGGAUAGGGAGCAGAGUCCCCCCGUGCCCCUGCGCCGUGUGCGGAGGGAGCUGGAAGAGCGGCCGCACAGGGUGCGGGAGGAAGAGCUGGCCUCGGGGGACUACGUGCGGCGCCUGCCCUUCAUCCCCUUUGAACCGGAGCCUCCGGCAGGGCAGGCAGGACCAGGCUCCCUAACCUCGGCAGGGGUCCCCAGCGGCCAGUUCAGCCCCACACCGCAGGAGGAGGCCUGCGCCUCUGCCCCCAGUAGCCGCUCGGCCCUGCGGGGGAUGGAGCCCAGCAGGUUGGUACCGGCGGAGCUGAAGUUGCGCAAGCCCUCGCAGCGGGCCAGGAUCCCGGAGCCCUUCCUCGCCCACCCGGACGGGGUGGCUGGGCCGGCGGGGCCCCCCGGACCGGACCCUGCGGAGGGCGACGUGGACUCCCUUGUGCCCACGCACGACGAGCGGGGCCGGCUCAUCCCUGAGUGGAAGCGGCAGGUGAUGGUGCGGCGGCUGCGGGCCCGACUGCGGGACGAGACGGCGGGAGGGCAGGAUGCGAGCUCCUGGAGCUUCUCGCCCUCCCACCAAGCCAUGCUGGGCCCCUUCGGGGAGCUGCUGACCGAGGCGGACCUGCAUCAGCUGGAGAGGGCGGUGGAGAGCCUGCGGCUGCGGCGACGCGGCGAGGUGUACCAGGGCGAGCUGCGGCGCCUGGCGCGGGAGCUACGCGCCCUCCUGCCCGGCCCGCUGCUCAGCAUCUCCGUCCGCAGUCCCCCACCCGCCCCCGGGCAGCCCCUGCCCCUCUGGUGCGGCCGCCUGGCCGGCGCCGUCAGCAGCCUGGCCGCGCUGCUGGGCCACGCCGAGGGGGUGUGGGGGUCUCGCGCUGUCGCCACCGCCCCUACCGCUGACCCCUCUCCCGUUGUCGCCGACGGACAGCGCCGGGAGCCGGCGGGCAGCCUGGCGCAGCGGGAGAUCCGGCAAUGUGGAGUCUGCGUCCGCAGCUUGCGCGGCGCCUUCGAGCCCGCCUGGGGGGCGUCGGGGGCCGCGUCGGCCGGGGGCGGCGAGACGGAGGCCGCCAGCGACUCGGGCAUCAGCUGCGAGGAGGCGUUUUCUGACGGCGGCGGCUCGGGGCCGGGGCCGGGGCCGGGGCCGGUGUGCGGCAGCCUGAGGAAGGAACGGAUCGUGAUGCUCUUCCUGAGCCACUGGAGACGCUCCGCGUACGCGCCCCCCCAGCCCGCCGCCGGGAACCCUCGGGAGACGGCGGGGAGUGGGCCGAGGGGGGCAGCCCGCCUGGAGCGGCAGCGGGUGGCCAUUCAGAGGCUCCUGAGCGCCUGGCGGGACGUCGCCUCCCGCCGCCCCCCACCGCCGCCCCCCGCCCGUGGCCUGCUGUCACCAGAGCAGUUCGUGGCGGCGGCGGGGGGCGGCCCGGCCGAGUAUGAGAGCUUGUCGCUGGAGAUGUUCAUGCUGGGCUAUUUCCGCAUCUUGGAGCAGGAGCUGCCCCCCGAAGAGCGCCGCGGCCGCCACCUGCUCUGUUUCGAGGUGUUUGAGCAGCUGGGACGGCACGGCUGGCGGGCGGUGCGCGCCUUCCACCGCGCCGUCACCGACGAGAUCGCGGCUGGGAGGCGCAGCUGGCGCGACGGCUUCGACGACAUCAAGGCACGGUACUUCGGGUCCUCGCAGAGCCUGGCCCGGCGGCCGGGGGAGGCCAGGGAGGAGGGGGAAGAGAUUUGCCGCUACAUCGAUCGCAGCUUCGCCUUUUGGAAGGAGAGAGAGGCCGAGAUCUUCAGCCUGGAGGACUGAUGCUGGCGGGCUGCGGAGUGCUGUGCAGGCUGCGGGAUGCAAUAAACACCUUCUCGGUUCUCUUC